AGUCAGACACGUAUUCAUGCGCCUAACCCGAAACACUUGAUCCCAACCUCUACUCCUUUUUAUAGCCCGUCACAUUCUAGUCUGCAAUUUCCACUUUCCUUCUUACAUUUAAGCUUAAGUAUGAGCACCGAAACAGUGGUCGAGUUUUUGGGCAACGUUCCAUUGCUGCAGAGAUUACCGAGUUCUUUGUUCAGAAAAAUUGCUGAAGUCGUAAAUUUUAAGCACUAUGAGAAAGGACAUUAUGUCGUUCGUGAAGGUGAAGUUGGAGAUGGAAUAUAUUUUGUAUGGGAAGGAGAGGCUGAAGUCUCUGGAUCAGUCCAUGCUGAGGAGGAAAACCAACUUGAGUAUCAGUUGAAAAAAUAUGAUUACUUUGGCAACGUUGCUUCCACAUCUGUUCAUGUGGCAGAUGUAAUCGCUUUAACUAAGCUAACCUGCCUGGUGCUACCUCAUCAACACUGUGGUUUGCUUCAGUCAAAAUCUAUCUGGAGUGCAGAUAAGACACUUGAGACCUCUGCACUUGUGGAAAGCAUAUUGCAUUUGGAGCCAAUAGAACUGAGCAUAUUCCAAGGAAUUACUCUGCCAGAUGCACCGAAAUUUGGGAAGGUCUUUGGAGGACAGUUGGUUGGACAGGCACUGGCUGCAGCUUCAAAAACUGUUGAUUCUCUUAAAAUUGUCCAUAGUUUGCAUUCUUAUUUCCUUAUGGUUGGGGAUUUUAAUAUACCAAUAAUAUAUCAAGUUAAUCGUCUACGUGAUGGUAGAAACUUUGCUACCCGUAGAGUAGAUGCAAUACAAAAAGGAAACAUCAUAUUCACAUUACUAGCUUCUUUCCAGAAAGAAGAAGAAGGCUUUGAUCAUCAAGAAACAAUGAUGCCAUCUGUGCCAGCUCCAGAUGUGCUUCUGUCAUUGGAUGAGCUACGAGAAUUACGUCUCACUGAUCCCCGUCUUCCUAUGAGUUAUCGAAAAAAGGUUGCCACAACAAAAUUUGUUCCUUGGCCCAUAGAAAUAAGGUUUUGUGCACCUAACACUAACACAAACCAGACUAAAUCUGCUCCGAGUUUGAGGUAUUGGUUUAGAGCCAAAGGAAAACUUUCAGAUGAUCAAGCUUUGCACAGAUGUGUAGUGGCAUUUGCUUCAGAUCUGAUAUUUAGUGGUGUCAGUUUGAAUCCACACCGCAGAAAGGGUUUUAAGUCAGCUUCCCUUAGCCUGGACCACUCGAUGUGGUUCCAUCGGCAUCUUAGGGCUGACGACUGGUUAUUGUUCGUGAUACUGAGUCCUACAGCCUGUGUCACUCGCGGCUUUGUUUCAGGCCAAAUGUUUAACAGAAAGGGAGAGCUUGUUGUAUCAUUAACUCAAGAAGCACUGCUUAGGAUGGUUAGGUACCCCAACCCUCCGGCUGUAUCAAAGCUUUGAACAACUCUAUGAUAUUUUUUGCAUAAAGCUUUUAUGAUCAUAGCUGUAAUGUAAUAUAGCAGGAAAUUGGCACGUAGCUGUUUUUACCCUUAGCAUCCGAAAUAAUACGGGUAAUAAUCAACUUUUUCAACAUACUGAUGGAUUAAUCCUCCUUAAUUUGAACCUUAUUUAUUAUACGACGAUCCAAAGACGAAGUAUAGUGGCGUGGCCGCAUGGGUUUGAAUGAUUUUAAGUAUUGCAAUUUCUCUCUUCCUUCUUGCUUUUAGUGGACUUGGAUCACAUUUUACUUAUGUUGAAAAUUUUAGAAUGCAAAUUUGAUCCUUAUUAUAUUAAGGGAUAAAAGGCAAAGUUUACUAGUACUAGUAAUUGUAUUAUUAUAUAUAUAUUAUGGUCUUAAUUUUUUUCCUUUUGAGAAAAUGAAACCCAAUCAAUGAAGAGUAUAUUUUUUUAU
Molecule: messenger RNA, 1861 nt
Organism: Durio zibethinus
Lineage: Eukaryota; Viridiplantae; Streptophyta; Magnoliopsida; Malvales; Malvaceae
Product: acyl-CoA hydrolase 2-like
Biological process (GO): acyl-CoA metabolic process; fatty acid catabolic process
Molecular function (GO): fatty acyl-CoA hydrolase activity
Source: RefSeq, a predicted model, not a curated record